Messenger RNA from Drosophila santomea, 2647 nucleotides. RefSeq names its product neuropeptide CCHamide-2 receptor (gene CCHa2-R). Gene Ontology annotation, molecular function: G protein-coupled peptide receptor activity. Gene Ontology annotation, cellular component: membrane. NCBI's taxonomy places the organism in Eukaryota, Metazoa, Arthropoda, Insecta, Diptera, Drosophilidae. The record is from RefSeq and is a predicted model, not a curated record. Bases 434 to 1849 code for a protein of 471 amino acids. The transcript is spliced from 8 exons. Gene Ontology annotation, biological process: G protein-coupled receptor signaling pathway.
GAAUAUUGUGUGAUGGGCAGCUGUCUCUGCUUUUGAUUCACAAACAAACAAUUUCGGGACAAGUGUCCUGCGAAACACUUGCUGUCGACUAGUAAAAUUCCCUCGCCGGCUAGCUUGCAUUACUUUGCUUACAGUAGACUAGUGAUAGAUAUUCCUGUUGCUUCCGGCGCCAACUGGCGAAAGUCGUGCAGAAGCUGACGGACAACCGCACCGGAGAGCUCAGUGGUCACGACCAAACACAAUGUGCAAAAUAAAACACGAGCCCGUGGCAACACCAGCAGCAACAUCAUCGACAUAAGCACAGAGGCCCAGACAGAACCUGCAGCUUUCGACGGACUGCGGCAGACCCACGGAAACGGGAGUGACCAAAGCGAGGCCAUAAAACGGUACGCAUAGAAACAGUACUGAGAGCAAUAGCAACCCCCCCUUGCACAUGUACGCCGCCCUGAUGGACGUGGGGCAGACGUUGGCAGCCAGACUAGCGGAUGGCGAAGGCAACGGGGCCAACGACAGCGAACUCCUGGCAACGGGACAAGGUCUGGAGCAGGAGGGUCCGGCACAGGGUAUGGGCCACAACGCCAGCGCCGACGGCGGAAUAAUACCGUAUGUGCCCGUGCUGGACCGCCCGGAGACUUACAUUGUCACCGUGCUGUACACGCUUAUCUUCAUUGUGGGAGUUUUGGGCAACGGCACGCUGGUCAUCAUCUUCUUUCGCCACCGCUCCAUGCGCAACAUACCCAACACAUACAUUCUCUCACUGGCCCUAGCUGAUCUGUUGGUUAUACUGGUGUGUGUACCAGUGGCCACGAUUGUCUACACGCAGGAAAGCUGGCCCUUUGAGCGGAACAUGUGCCGCAUUAGCGAGUUCUUCAAGGACAUAUCCAUCGGGGUGUCCGUAUUUACACUGACCGCCCUUUCCGGCGAGCGCUACUGCGCCAUUGUAAAUCCCCUACGCAAGCUUCAGACCAAGCCGCUCACUGUAUUUACAGCUGUGAUGAUCUGGAUCCUGGCCAUCUUACUGGGCAUGCCUUCGGUUCUGUUCUCGGACAUCAAGUCGUACCCUGUUUUCACAGCCACCGGUAACAUGACCAUUGAAGUGUGCUCCCCAUUUCGCGACCCGGAGUAUGCAAAGUUCAUGGUGGCGGGCAAAGCACUGGUGUAUUACCUGUUGCCGCUGUCCAUCAUCGGAGCACUCUACAUCAUGAUGGCCAAGCGGCUCCAUAUGAGCGCCCGCAACAUGCCCGGCGAGCAGCAGAGCAUGCAGAGCCGCACCCAGGCGAGAGCCCGUCUUCACGUGGCGCGCAUGGUGGUAGCAUUCGUGGUGGUGUUCUUUAUUUGCUUCUUCCCGUACCACGUGUUUGAGCUGUGGUACCACUUCUACCCAACGGCAGAGGAGGACUUCGAUGAGUUCUGGAACGUGCUGCGCAUCGUUGGAUUUUGCACGAGCUUCCUCAACUCGUGCGUCAACCCUGUGGCCCUCUACUGUGUGUCCGGGGUGUUUCGGCAGCACUUUAAUCGCUACCUCUGCUGCAUCUGCGUCAAACGUCAGCCGCACCUGCGGCAGCACUCAACGGCCACUGGGAUGAUGGACAAUACCAGUGUGAUGUCUAUGCGCCGCUCGACCUACGUGGGGGGAACCGCUGGCAAUCUGCGGGCCUCGCUGCACAGGAACAGCAAUCACGGAGUCUCUGGCGCUAGAGGAGGAGGAGGGUCAGGUCGUGUGGGCAGUUUUCAUCGGCAGGACUCGAUGCCCCUGCAGCACGGAAAUGCCCACGGAGCUGGUGCAAGCGGGGGAUCCUCCGGACUCGGUACCGCCGAGAGGACGGCGUCUGUGAGCGAAAAGAGGUGAGGCACGAUUAUUGUAGAGCUGCUGGAGGAGGAGGAGGUGGUGGUAUCCUUGCAGGCCGACGACCAGCUCUGAGCGAAAACAAUUGGCCUUUGAUCUCACUGCGUGCUCGCACCACUUGCAUUUCAAAUCUCGCACUCUGCACUCUUCACAAUCCCCUGGUAUUUUUCAGCGCGGCUGGACUAUUCAGCAAAAAUUGCCUCCGUGCAACGUUCAAUAGGUUAAAAAAUGAUUACUUUUAGCGAAUUUGCAUCACUAAGUAUUUACUUGAACUCUUGUUAUGGCUCGAUAAGGAAUAAGGAAUGGAUUGGGAAACAAUAGCUUAUUACUAAACUUCAUGUCGCUGUAUAUAUACAUAUGUAUAUAUUUACCAAGCAAAACUUUUGCGCAUAAUUACACAUUCAAUGUUAUGUUAUGGUAUAUAUGGUUAUGGUUAUAUUAUGGGUUAAUUAAGUAGGUCCCCAACCUGAUUAAAUGUAACUCGUUAUUACCUGCCUCAGUGCUAUAGUGUUAUAAAAGCCACUGAGCUAGGAACCUAGCUCAUUUCCGAAAUAUAAAUUGAAUAUAUCAAUAAGCUAAGAGGAUUUCAGAAUAAGAUUAAUGUAAAUAAAUGGAUAUCAUAAAUGUAAAGAGCUUGUAUAUUAUGCUGCAUUUUUAUAGCCGAAGUCUUUUGGAUCGUGGAGCGUUAAGGAAACCAGCUUUAUAAAUCUUUACGAAUGUGGCGGAAUGCGCUACUAAAUAAAUUGAGGUACCGAGGAAAACCCCUAAAAACCAGGAAACGGGCAACCCAUCAUACAAAGA